Messenger RNA from Lymnaea stagnalis (great pond snail), 1588 nucleotides. The record is from the annotation of a GenBank genome assembly. NCBI's taxonomy places the organism in Eukaryota, Metazoa, Mollusca, Gastropoda, Lymnaeidae.
ACUCCUAAAUUAGCCUUUGCCUUCGUUAGCACAGCUCAGCAAAUAAUUGUAUUCAAGAUUAAAUAAAUUUAAAAAAAAAAUAAUAAAAGAAAAUGGUUCUCAAAUUCGUACUUGCAACUCUUUCGGUCAUGUUUCUACUGAUACAAACCAACACUGAAGGUAAGAAAUUACAACUUUAAUGAAUAUAUUAAUAAACAUCUACUUGAGUAAGAAAAUAAUGAAUUUUUAAUUAUUUCUUAAAAUUCAAAUAUUUUUUACAUUAUUAGGCGAGGAAACUUUUUAAAAAGAGAUUGCUCAAAGCAAUUUGACCCUCGCAUUAUUGUUCACCGCUCUAUUAUGACUUCAAAUGUAAAACUUAUUUUUAAAGAAUGAGCUUUUGAAAUAAUUCCAAUGAGUUUUAGUUUUAAAUCGAACUCGGAUAGUAUAAACAUAUAGUGAAGACAAUUCUUUUUGUAUUGUUAAUUUCUCUACGACUUCCAUUCACCUAACGGUUUUAAAAGUUUUAAAAAAUGAUUUUAAAAAAGUAAUAAAUAUAUUUCUAUUUCUUUUAUGCUGCAUUUAAUUAAAAGAAAUCAUCAUCAUCAUCGGUGGCACUAGAGCUCAUGUAGGGCCUGGUCUGCUCCACCUCAACCGUCAAUGAGAAUCGAUCCAUACGUUUAUAUAUUGUUCCCUUUUUCAAAUAUGUAACAUAUGCAUUGCAAAAAUUCAAUUGUCAGGCAUGAAUAGAACUUCCUAAGAUCCCUGGGGAAAAAAAUGAUAAUAUUAAUCACAGUUUACUUGUUUACUUUCAAACACCAUAUAUAUUCAAAUUAUAGAGACGUCGAUAUAAAUAUCCUGCCAAUUUUCUAUACAGUGGAAGCCGCAGUGUUACCAGAUUGCAUGUUUGCGUGCAUCGCCCUCUACGACCCGGUGUGCGGAUCUGAUGGCAAGACCUACGGCAACGGCUGCAGCUUAUCCUCAGCCAACUGUGGCGUCCCCGAGGCCAGUAAGGUCACACUGGCGCACAAGGGCGAGUGUUGAUUCUGGCAGUGAGGCCGUCCCGGUGCACGAUGGAGAGUGUUGGUUCUGGCAGUGAGGCCGUCCCGGUGCACGAUGGACAGUGUUGGUUCUGGCAGUGAGGCCGUCCCGGUGCACGAUGGAGAGUGUUGGUUCUGAACAUCCGCUUUGUGGAAUCGAGAGAAACAAAACAAUGCCAUGGAUUUAAAAAAAAAAAAUUAAUAUAAUGAUGUAAUCAAUAUUUGAAAAGUUGUACACUUUGCCAGACGAAUAUUUAACAGGGAAAUGAAUAACUAUAGGAAAUUUGUAAGAAAUAAUUUUUGAGAUGGAAACAACAUUUGAACGAAAUUUUGUUCGAUAUGAAAUAAUGCCUCAUCUCACAAAAGAAAGGAAAAAAAAAAUAAUUUUAUUUAAUGACAGGUUUUUCCCUAUUUCUUACUGGCAUCGGUCACUCAGAGACAAUUAAUUAAAAUAUAUUUUUUCGAUUCGAAAUUUCAUUUUACACAAAUCUUUGUUCGAACAAAGUUUCGUUUAACUAUUCUCCAUUGCAUGAAUUUCCGGAUACUAAAAUAAAAUAUAAAUGAUCAAAUAA